UUUUCGAUUCUGGGGUUUUGCCCUGUCGGAAUUCGUGUGGGAGGGGAUCUCUUUGCCGCGGUUCGAAUGGCGUCCUGCUUGGCGGUAGCAUCGGAGAUACAGAAAAUGGCUGCACUGCAACCCUCAUUCUCAUCAGCAAUGGCUAUGAAAAAUCUGAAGUUCCCCAAAACUGCACUUUUACCUUGCUUUGGUAGUAUUGCACGUCCUCAAGAUGUGCAGGACAGGAAUGCUAACUUCAAUUGUUCAAGGCCUAAAGCAGCUUCAGUGACUGACCAUUCAACAGCAGAGCCAGCAAAACCCAGGCAAAGCAAGCACACUGUUGAUCCUGCAGCUCCAGAGUUUCUGCCACUCCCAUCAUUUGAAGAAUGCUUUCCAAGGAGCACAAAAGAAUCCAGGGAAAUUGUGCAUGAGGAAUCUGGUCAUGUCCUCAAGGUCCCGUUUAGGAGAAUCCAUUUGACUGGAGAUGAGAAGCAUUUUGACACAUAUGACACCAGCGGUCCUCAAAACAUUAGCCCACGGACUGGACUUCCAAAGAUAAGAAAGGAAUGGAUUGACAGGAGGGAGAAGUUAGGUGGUCCUCGAUACACACAAAUGUAUUAUGCUAAGCAGGGAAUCAUAACAGAGGAGAUGCUAUACUGUGCCACACGUGAGAACCUUAGUCCUGAAUUCGUCCGGUCAGAGGUUGCUCGUGGACGAGCUAUAAUUCCUUCCAACAAGAGGCACCUGGAAUUGGAACCAAUGAUUGUUGGACGGAAUUUCCUUGUAAAAGUGAACGCAAACAUUGGGAACUCAGCUGUUGUGAGCUCCAUUGAGGAGGAAGUUCACAAACUCCAGUGGGCUACAAUGUGGGGAGCUGAUACUGUCAUGGACCUUUCAACAGGGCGUCAUAUCCACGAGACCCGGGAAUGGAUCCUUCGCAAUUCUUCAGUUCCUAUUGGGACGGUUCCUAUUUACCAAGCACUUGAGAAAGUUAAUGGUAUUGCUGAAAAUCUGAGCUGGGAAAUCUUUAGAGAUACUCUAAUUGAACAAGCUGAGCAGGGUGUUGAUUACUUCACAAUCCAUGCUGGUGUACUCCUUCGUUACAUUCCUCUUACAGCAAAGAGAAUGACUGGCAUAGUUUCACGUGGUGGUUCUAUCCAUGCAAAAUGGUGCCUAACAUAUCAUAAGGAGAACUUUGCCUAUGAACACUGGGAUGAAAUUCUUGACAUUUGCAAUCAGUAUGAUGUUUCAUUAUCCAUUGGUGAUGGUUUGAGGCCAGGUUCUAUUUAUGAUGCAAAUGAUAGUGCUCAGUUUGCAGAAUUGCUGACUCAAGGGGAACUCACACGCCGAGCUUGGGCGAAAGACGUGCAGGUGAUGAAUGAAGGUCCAGGGCACAUUCCGAUGCAUAAAAUUCCUGAAAACAUGGAGAAGCAACUGGAGUGGUGCAAUGAAGCACCUUUCUACACACUGGGCCCACUGACAACUGAUAUUGCACCUGGUUAUGAUCACAUCACCUCAGCCAUUGGUGCUGCCAACAUUGGGGCUCUUGGCACUGCACUUCUUUGUUAUGUAACACCAAAGGAGCACCUUGGAUUGCCCAACCGUGAUGAUGUUAAGACAGGCGUGAUAUCCUAUAAAAUUGCUGCUCAUGCUGCUGAUUUGGCAAAGGGCCAUCCCUAUGCACAAGCAUGGGAUGAUACACUAAGCAAGGCGAGAUUUGAGUUUAGAUGGUUGGAUCAAUUUGCUUUAUCUCUGGAUCCUGUAACCGCCAUGUCUUUUCAUGAUGAAACAUUACCAUCUGAGGGUGCCAAAGUAGCACAUUUCUGCUCAAUGUGUGGCCCAAAGUUUUGUUCAAUGAAAAUCACAGAGGAUAUUAGAAAAUAUGCUGAUGAACAUGGUUAUGGGACAGUGGAAGAAGCUGUAAUAGAGGGAAUGAAUGCUAUGAGUGCUGAGUUUUUGGCUGCAAGGAAAACAAUCAGUGGGGAACAACAUGGUGAAGCUGGAGGGGAGAUCUAUGUUCCAGAAAGCUAUACAGCUCGCAAAUAAGAUCAUCUUGGUGUCCAACUAUUCCAAGUGAUACAGAUUUACUGGCUGGAAUGUUUAUCAGCACCAAUCUUCACCAUCCUAUGUUAGGAGGUGGUAAGCAGUAUAAGUGCCUUGAAUAAAGCUGGUGUUGCUUAGCUUCAGUUUGUUAGUUCCGUCAUGGACUGUAAUAAAAUUAAACUCUAUAUGUGAUCCUUUUCGUGUCAUAUUCUCUUCUUUGUAUCACUGUGGGUUGUUAGUAAUGAAAGUUGCACCAGGGGUGCCUGUAUUCUCAACAAUCUGAAGGCCCGGUGGCCUGGAUUGUUGUGAGAUGGGCUGAGAAAGUCCCUUUGAACCUGAACAGGAUAAUGCCUGCGAAGGGAGUGUGCACUUCUACUUUUAUGUUUCCAGGAAACUCUCAACACACAACCCUUUUUGGUGGGAGAUCGAGCUACCAAAUGUUACCGAACGCCUGAGCUCAGCAACUGCA
Messenger RNA from Oryza brachyantha (malo sina), 2491 nucleotides. RefSeq names its product phosphomethylpyrimidine synthase, chloroplastic. Gene Ontology annotation, molecular function: iron-sulfur cluster binding; carbon-carbon lyase activity. The transcript is spliced from 6 exons. Gene Ontology annotation, biological process: thiamine biosynthetic process. NCBI's taxonomy places the organism in Eukaryota, Viridiplantae, Streptophyta, Magnoliopsida, Poales, Poaceae. The record is from RefSeq and is a predicted model, not a curated record. The coding region runs from base 67 to 2025 and encodes 652 amino acids.